UCAGAAUUCUAACGAAACCCAAUUCUAUGGAUUUGGGUUCUUCAGUAGGAUCUAAUUUUCAGCAUCCAGAGUUUCAACAAUUUCGGACCUCGACGUCUGGAUGUUUUCAUGUGUCACCGAACCGUCCCUGCAUAAUCCGAGUUGAGUUUAGCCCGCCAAUUUUUUAAGGGUAACAGAUUCCCUCGCCUCUCUCUCUCUCUCAAGUUCUCGAGUGGCCGGAGGGGCAAAAGGAGCAGGAAGAUCCUCUUGAUUUCACGAUCAAGAAGUUUUGUCUCUCAGAUGGUCCAAAGGUAAUCGAAUGCACAAACACAAUUCCUCUACCUCUCUGUGAUUCUGGUUUUUCUUCUUUCUUCUCUAUUCUGUUUUGCGUUCAGGUCACGUUAAAACGAAGGCCACAAUCAGUAACGAGCAGCGGCUCAAGUGACUCAAGUUGAGAGUCCGAGACUCCGAAAUUGAAAGUAAAGCAGAGUUUUUACUUUCCCUCUAAAAAACUCUCGAAGCAUUUUGUUUCCCCGCCCGGCGCCCAACCCUCGCCAAAUCAGAAAGGGGGAAGCGGAAGUGCCAUAUCCUUUCCCUCUGCGAAUCUGCCGCGGUGGCCAGGUCGGCGGUCGCCCGUUGCAGCGUCACUCCAUCAUUCAUCAGAGAUUCAGAGACCCGCCAGUCCGACUCCGGCGUUGUCUACUUGUCUCUCGCAUAGCUACGCCGCCGGCGCCGAGUCGGGUCUGAGGGAGAGUAAGCUGAGGCUAAGCAGACAUUUGUGGAUAGAAAGAAAAGCAAUAAAUUGUAAAGCUAGAACUUUUGUUUGUCUAUGGCCCAAUACUAUGAAAUAGAUAACAUAAUAAUGGGGGAAGAGCUUGUUUCAGUUGUCUUCAGGGUAGGAGCUAAUGGCGUUGGAGUAUUAGAUCCUGGUUCAGAUAGUAAUACUGUGGAACAAGGUGCAAAGGUUGAUCUGCCAUUUUGGCUUGCAUAUGAACUGUAUUUGAGACAAGCAGUUACCCUCAAUGUGCCUCCUGCUUUCAAUCAAAAGACAAGAAAGGAAAUUCAAGCUGAUCCUGCGUGUGUGGAUUUAAGAAGUCGAUGUCCGUACUUCUAUGAAGUGGGUUGCAAAAUUGCUCCCUUGGUUGGUGAUAGGAGCAUUGGUUCCUUCCUCCUUGAUGCAUUUAGAGGUCGGUAUAGAGAAGUGCUUAGCAAGGCACACAGCACUGCAUCUGUGGCAGCGUCCAAGUCUAUCUUGUCAAAAGAGGAGUGCGAAUUAUUUAAUGCAGCAGAAAACUCUAUGGCUUCAUUCAAAAAAUGGCGGGUAGAGGGGGCAAGGCUGGAGAAAGCAUCCAUUCUUGGGAGGAAGAGGAGAUCAACAGAUUAGGUGUUCAAAAUAGCAAAACAAUCCCCCCAUUCUUGUUUCUGCAUUACAGUUUCAUUAUCCCUCCUUACUUGAAGGUCAACUAAAUUAUAGCAGUUUGUUGACCUUUUGUCAACUGCAAGUUUUCUGAGUGAUCUGACACGACAUGUUAAAUGAGUCUUUGAAGCAUAUGUUGUGUUAACUAUUGUGACCUUGGAACACUGACACAUGCAUCUCGUUUGCACCUUGAAGCAGCAUGUUUGCAAUGAAUAAUCUAGUGGAAGUGGUUUACUUACCAUAGGGAAA
Molecule: messenger RNA, 1645 nt
Organism: Nymphaea colorata (pocket water lily)
Lineage: Eukaryota; Viridiplantae; Streptophyta; Magnoliopsida; Nymphaeales; Nymphaeaceae
Product: DNA replication complex GINS protein PSF3-like
Exons: 7
Coding region: 809-1363 (184 amino acids)
Biological process (GO): mitotic DNA replication initiation
Cellular component (GO): GINS complex
Source: RefSeq, a predicted model, not a curated record